AUGCCUACCAACCUCCCCUCCACUGCAACCACGAACCCACGUAAACCUGGCCUCGCCUUUCAAAAACCACCUCUCCCAACCUCGCUCACGCCACAUGAUCUCUCACAAACCAAGAACGAAUCCAUCACAAGGCCACCGCCACCGUCAACACCAGGAACCCCUCUCCAACUCAGCAUUCGCGCAGACGGCGCACAGAGUCUCGUGACAGAGCGUGGAGAGCGCGAGCGUGCAGCGAAGUGGAGCAGGGCGGGCAGAAGGGAAAUGCGCAAGAGCAAAGUAAGGAGAGAGACGGAUGGUGGGAAAGAAAAAUGGCAGGGGGAAGUCGAGCCAGGACACGCUUGA
Ascochyta rabiei is the source of this 342-nucleotide messenger RNA. RefSeq lists its product as uncharacterized. Bases 1 to 342 code for a protein of 113 amino acids. Lineage: Eukaryota; Fungi; Ascomycota; Dothideomycetes; Pleosporales; Didymellaceae. The record is from RefSeq and is a predicted model, not a curated record. The transcript has a single exon.